AUGGAGUCUUUAAAAGUUGUCUGGCAUGAUCCAAAUAUUUUCAACGAAGAAAACACAAGAUAUGUGUCUCGGUAUCUUUCAGGUAUUGAUAAUAGACUAUUUGAAACGGUUGAAGAAGCAGCAAAAUUUUUAGCCAACUCUCAAAACAAAUGAAUUCUUGUAACAUCAGGUCGAAAUGGCAAAGAGCUUGUCCAGAAAGUCCAUGAUUAUUCCUGUAUAGUUGAAAUCCUGGUUUUUUGUGGCAAUCCUAACCUCCUUUAAGACAUAAAAUUGUGAUGUUAAUGGAAGUUGGUCUCCGAGGGCACUACCUAUGGAGCAGGUGGGACCCGCCAUGAUGAAGCUGAAAAAAGGGCCUUUGCUCCUUUUAAAGUAGGUCUUCAGGUUUGGGGAUGCCUUGUUGAAGAGGGAAGUUUAGUUUUCUCCUAAUAUUUUAAAUGUAUUUGAUGAUAAUAUAACUUGAUUUUAUAAAUGAUUGCAAUUAUAUAGCUUUUUGAUCGAAUCAUAGUAAUUUAUUAUUUCUAGUACUAUUAUAAUAAUACGAUAUGUUUUGAGUAUUAAAUCCUUUUUCUCAAUUUUAUCGGCAAUUUAUUCCUCUAUAAUCACUGAAAUAUGCUAUAGACUUGAUAAAAUUAUACAUAUUGGCAGCAAUGAAAUAUAGAUAUAGGUCUUUUUAAAAUAUCAUUUUCUGUAAAUAUACUAGUACAUUUAUUGCAUUUUCAUAUAAUAUCAUACUGCAAUUAAAUUGUUAUUUCAAAAACCUAGAAAAUUUACUUUGAUAGAGUCAGGCUGCCAGACAGAGCAAGUAGAGUCAGAUUACCAGGCUACUAGGUAGAGCCCGACUGCUAGAUUGCUAGGUAGAGCCAGAGUGCCAUAUAGAGUGACUACAGUAGGGCAAUGCAGACCUAGCCAGUUUUGACAAGCCCACUUAUGGACAAUUUAAUUUUUUAAUUUUAAGUAACCUCCAUCAGCAAUGGGCGACUGCUUUUCCAAAAAUAAAAUCCCUUAUAAGCUCUUGCUUUGCAGAUGUUGUUAAGCGAGCAGUAAGAGAUUGAAAUCAAAUAGAGUCUAGUGUAGGAAUUAAAAUAAAGCCUCCUGAACUAGCAGUCUCUAUAAAAAUUGAUCCAGCAUUGAAGUUGGCUUUUUCCUCUAUCAACCAACUUGAUAUUAAUUUCUAUUGGCUUUUAAAGCCAAAUCUUCAAAAUCAAGAAAUAAAAAGAGAGGAUCUAUUAAACGAAUUUCAAGCUUUAAGCCCACAGCAGAAUGAUUUCCAACAAAUUUCCAGUAUUUUCGAAAAAAAUCAAGAUAAUUUACUUACUAUUUAAACAAAGUCAUUUUUAUUGAUAGAAAAAUUUUUAUUUUAAAUUUUUGCUCUCAUUAUUAAUUAUAGUUGCAAAUAUAAAUAGAAUAAAAUAACUUUGUUUGUUCAUUGAGAGGAAAGCUAAGGCUACAGUUUUAGGUUAUAUGCAAAGUCCAUUUUUUGAGCACAUUAAUGACUGUCUUUAUAGAAAUUAUUAUCACAGAAUAAGCAAUAUCACAAAUGGAUGCCUCUAUUUUCUAAAAUUAAAGCCAGAGUUAAUGACUCAGCAAGCUUGCAUUCUAUAUAGAGAAGCUUAUAUUCCGCCUAGCAGUUUAUUAAAUUACUCUCAAGGUCAAACAGGUUAUUGGAGCAGCUUUUCCUUCGCAUCACUGAAAAGAUAUGAAGGACACUUAGGAAAUGCUCUUUUUGAAAUCCAUUUUCCACAAUAUUUGCCUCACCCUCACAUACAUCUUAAAAGCUUAAUCCCUGACUAUGAAAAUGCAAAUGAAAUUUUAUUGCUGCCUUAUUUUCCUUUUAUCAUACUUUCAAUUGAAGAAAAAAAGAAAUAUACAAAAAUCAUUGUCCGCCAAGACGAAUCUCGUCCAUCACUAUCAAUUAAUAAUGAUCUAAUAAAUGAGUAUUGGAAAAAUUGGGUUUGGGCAGAAAUCCAAGAGCCAUUUACUAAAAUUUGUAAAAAACUCAGGGAAGAGGAUAUACAGUCUAUUAAUUUACCAAAAUAUUUUAUGUCAAAUUCCAAUGAUGGUGAGUCGCCUUUUCUAAAAGAUUUUAAAAUUAUUGUGCACCGUUGUUAUCAUAAAAACAAAGAGGCCAUUUUUGAUAAUUUUAAAAAUGACAGUAGCAGCUGAAUAAAUAGCCCAUUAGUCAUCUAUUGAAAUACUAUGAGAAAUGAUAUAGAGGUUUCCUCUAUAUAGCGCUAAAAGCGCAGACAUUUUCCCAGGAGCUUUCCAAGUUCGUCGGACCAAAUCGCUUUUUGGUCCGACCAAGGCAUUGAUUUGGUGCAACCUACCGAUAAAUUCCGAUCAGAAUUUAUCGGCCUUACAGCGCCAAACAUAGGAAACUUCUAUAUCAGAAAUUCUUUGAUUUUUAGCAUGAAAUCGUGAUUUGAAAAGCCUUUGAAAAUUUUUGAUGAUUUUAAUCAAAAAAAUACAGGGAAAGUCAUUAAUUAUGAAGCAAUACCAAAAAUCAGUGUUCCUAUAACGAUUUUAACAAGCUUGGUAUCACUGAUUUUUUGCUAUGCAGAGACUCAGGAUUAUUCAGGGCCAGUAGAAAUACCUGCUGGAGUGCCAUUGGAAAGUAAAGUUUUGGAGGAUUUGAAACGCAUUAUUGAUGUAUUUGGAAAAGAUAUUAGAUCUGGAGCAGUUGCGUAUGGGGCAGAUGUGGUUAAUACAGCAGACCAAAUUAAGAAUGAGUUGCAUGCUCAACUUAAUAGCUUGCAGCAAAAUGUUAACUAUGCUAUAGAAAAUUUCCUAGCUUAUUAA
This is a messenger RNA of Blepharisma stoltei, 2796 nucleotides long. The record is from the annotation of a GenBank genome assembly. NCBI's taxonomy places the organism in Eukaryota, Ciliophora, Heterotrichea, Heterotrichida, Blepharismidae.